Molecule: messenger RNA, 2599 nt
Organism: Lepisosteus oculatus (spotted gar)
Lineage: Eukaryota; Metazoa; Chordata; Actinopteri; Semionotiformes; Lepisosteidae
Gene: desi1a
Product: desumoylating isopeptidase 1a
Biological process (GO): protein modification by small protein removal
Molecular function (GO): peptidase activity
Source: RefSeq, a predicted model, not a curated record
AAGAUCGUUGCUCGGCGGGCCAGCUCAACACGGCUUCUGUUGCUCCCUAGUGACACACGCUGCUCAAUCGCCAUUAAAUCAGCUGAUCGCCACAACACCCGUGUCUGUGAGCGGGUUUGGCAGUGGGAAGAGUCAUUUUUCACAGCAGAGGGCUGAACAAGCGACACAGCCGGCUCUGUGCUCCUCCAGCUGCUAGGUCUUGUGUAACUAAUACCCGUUCCUGCAGUAGUUUUUUAUUCUUGCCGCUCGGCAUUUUUUAUAGAUAGAGAGGAGAUUUCUAUCAACCUGCCACUACAUGCACACAUAGCAACGAUACGUUUGUAUAUAAACGGAGUAUUUAUUCGCAUCCAUUCCUCUCGUCAUGGAGCAACGCAACUCGACCUAUCCUGUCAAACUGUACAUUUACGACCUCUCCAAGGGGAUGGCACGGCAGCUUAGUCCUAUAAUGCUGGGCAAACAGCUAGACGGCAUUUGGCACACCUCCAUCGUGGUCUACGGGGAUGAGUUCUUCUUUGGGGGAGAGGGGAUCUCCAGCUGCCCUCCGGGCGGGACCAUGCUGGGCCCUCCCAACACGGUGGUGGACCUGGGCAACACAGAGGUGACUGAGGAGAUCUUCAUGGAGUACCUCUCCUCUCUUGGAGAGUCCACCUACAGGGGGGAUCGUUACCGGCUGUUUGAGCACAACUGCAACACCUUCAGUAACGAGGUGGGUCAGUUCCUGACGGGGAGGAAGAUCCCGGCCUACAUCACUGACCUGCCCUCCGAGGUCCUGUCCACGCCCUUCGGACAGGCGCUGAGGCCUAUCCUGGACUCCAUCCACAUCCAGCCCCCCGGAGGGAACAUCAUCAACGGACACCAGGGGCAGAGCUAGAGAGCGCCGGACCCCACGCGCCGGGGAGACUGUCGGGGGGGGGGGGUGGGGAGGCAGCCAGCCCUGAUCCCAGCGAGCCGCGAGGAGCUCCCAGGGUCCCAUUCCGAAAUCCGGGCCCCCAGGGGAAGCAGCAGGCUCUCCGAUCUUAGGAAUAACUGGACCAAUCAAGGAGGCUGCUGAGGCCCCGGUGAUGUAUAAGAUCUGAUAUUGUACAUCAGUCCAGGAUCUGAAAGGUCUUAUAUUCUGUACCCGUCCACGAUGUAUAAGAUUCUAGAUCUAUAAGAUCUUGUAUUUUAAUUCUGUCCAAGACCUGAAGGAUCUUAUACUGUAUACCUAUCCAAGGUCUAUAAGAUCUUGUAUUUUAAUUCUGUCCAAGACCUGUAGGAUCUUGUAUCGUGUAUCUAUCCCGGAUCUACAAGCCCCGGAGGUCUGUGGCUCCCCAGGACCAGGGCUGGCAUUAAGUCUUUAAAGGGUUCGGGGAAGGGUGGGAGUCUGGGGGACGUGGGGGUGUGGGGGGCGUUUUUAGGGUUGUAUUUUUGAAGCUGUGUCAUUGCCUUGUCAACGUUUCAUUGUAAUACAAAAAAAAACUGACGGGAGAGACGGACGAAGACGAGAGGAGGUGGGGGGGGGGUCGCAAAGGGCUCCCCCCUGACCCGCCUAAGGGUCAUGCCCGGGGUCAGAGGUCAGGUCUCAGAACGGGUGGUCGGUGCUGGAUCUCCAGAGGCGCUCCGAAGACGUCCAGGGGCUGUGGGUGUGAGGUGCUUCCCACUGGUGACCAACAGGAAAUCAGACACGCCCUUCGUUAGUCAACCCAUUGAUUAGUUGAUUGAUUGAUUGACCAUUGACUUCAAACCUUUCUGGGUUGAAACCGUGGGAACAGACGAGGACUUUGUGGUCUUGAUUUUUUUUUGUAAACAGUAUUUAUUAAUGAUCUAUUUAAUAUACUGUACGUUCUUUCUUCUCUGUAAAUGCCCGGCCGCGUCGCGCAGAGGGGGGGCUGUGUUGGAGCCCGUUCGAAGGAAUCGCAGGCCGAGCUGCUCGUGAGAGACCGCCCUCGGUGAGCCGAGGUGUGCAGGUGCAUGAUGGUCCUGAGACCGUGAGCGCGAUCCUAGAUGAGAGGAGGCCCCUGGGCCCACCUGGGUCGUGUGUGUGUGUGUGUGUGGCGGUCAUCGUCGUGGAUACCAGGGAUUCGGACAGGUGGGAGCAGGCGGGCCAGGUGAUUUAACCCCAGCAGUGGGGAUGGGCCGGAGACGGGGCUCGCCAGCGCCACCGUGGGGGUGAAAGAAGACCCGGUUCUGGCCAGGGUCCGGCCCCAGAGGGCUGUGAGGCCCCAGCCGUGUCGGGGGAGGAAGCGCGACCCUCCUGCGGCCCCCCCGAGAUUCGGCGAGCAGGGAUCCCGGAACGGGCCGGACGCAGGGGGGCGGCCAGGUGCACUGACACUAGAACCCAUCGCGCUGCCAUAUUUCAUAUCUGUAUAUCUUUGUGUUUGGGGACUGGUCUAGCUUUAUUUGUGACAUUGUUUUGACUUAAUUCUUUGUCAUGUUCCCUUCUUAUUAUAUUAUAUUGUUGUUGUUAUUAUUACUAUCGAGCAAUUUGUAUGCUUUCGAACAGUAUGUGCAGCAAAGCCAUGAAUCCAGCUGAACCUGUCUGACCUGUGACCUGUGACCUGUGACCUGUGCUGCAGGGCUCAGCGGCUGCUCACCGUUCUACAUUAAAGCUGAAACUCUC